CAUUGUUUCCUAUCAAUUCUCAUCACCCACAGAAAUGGCUACAAUGUUGUGCAUUUUCUUUCUAGUUUGUCUUAGCUUUCCACAAUUCCUUACCAAUGCACAAGCACCAGGGGCCACACCGUCUAUCUUGCCGAUUACAACCCCAGCUGCACCCUCAAAUUUGCCAACUGCAACACCGCCUCCUACCACACCAUCCGCACCAACCACUUUGCCAGCUGCAACACCACCUCCUACAACACCAUCUAAGUUGCCCACUAAAACACCACCUCCAUCUAGCGUACCAUCUGCAGCGACACAGCCGCCACUAAACGCAGCAACCCCCCCACCUGCCACAACUCCCAUAUCAGCACCACCUCCUAAAGUUGCACCAACUUUAAGUCCAACUGUCCCACCCCCUCAAAUUCCGCCACCACAACCACCAAAAAUUACACCCGUCUCAACUCCGUCACAGCCACCAGCAUUGCCGCCACCGCCAGCCACUUCACCACCACCCCUAGCACCAGCUUUACCACCACCACAGAUAUCACCAGCACCAGUCCAAGCACCACCAGCGCCAGCCCCUGCAAAGGAGCCACCAGCACCGGCACCAGCACCUGUGCCACCACCACCAACACCAGCACCAGCACCAGUUAAAGAGGCGCCAGUUCCAGCACCGGCCUUAGCGCCCUCACCUGCUCCACCUUCCCCCAAACACAAGAAGAAGAGGCAUCACGGGCAUAAGCACAAGCACAAGAAGCAUCAUGCACCAGCACCAGCACCAACUGUUCCAAGCCCCCCAGCACCUCCUACUGUGGAAGAAUCGGAGGAAACAACACCAGCACCGUCACCAAAUAUGAAUGGAGGACAGGCACUGCAUCAGCAGGGAGGAAGGUCUGGAACGUGGAUGAGCACUGGCGUAGCAAUUGCAAUUCUGGUGGCUCUUACAUGAUACAAUUCCUAGAAAUCUUAUAUAAUGAGCCAUUGAUUUGUUUGUUGUGCUGAGAAGAGAUGAUUAUUUCAUUGUAUAAGAUAAGAUCAAUUCAAAAAUUUCUUAGAUACAGGAACGAAUAAUAAGGAGAUUGAGCCAAA
Alnus glutinosa is the source of this 1068-nucleotide messenger RNA. RefSeq names its product lysine-rich arabinogalactan protein 19. The record is from RefSeq and is a predicted model, not a curated record. Gene Ontology annotation, cellular component: plasma membrane. Lineage: Eukaryota; Viridiplantae; Streptophyta; Magnoliopsida; Fagales; Betulaceae. The transcript is spliced from 2 exons. The coding region runs from base 35 to 928 and encodes 297 amino acids.